Molecule: messenger RNA, 1344 nt
Organism: Dreissena polymorpha
Lineage: Eukaryota; Metazoa; Mollusca; Bivalvia; Myida; Dreissenidae
Product: tyramine/octopamine receptor-like
Exons: 2
Coding region: 1-1344 (447 amino acids)
Biological process (GO): adenylate cyclase-activating adrenergic receptor signaling pathway
Cellular component (GO): membrane
Molecular function (GO): octopamine receptor activity
Source: RefSeq, a predicted model, not a curated record
AUGGAUAACGCGUCCGAGAAUUCCACUGACUUGUUCGAGGAAAGUGUUUGGUACAUCACAAGUACCUCUAUCGCCAUGAUUUCGUUAGCUAUUUGUACAAUUUUGGGGAACAUUUUCGUUGUUCAUGCCGUUUUUGAAAACAAAGCACUGAGGAUUGUUCCAAACUUUUUCAUUGUGUCUUUAGCUGUAGCGGAUAUGCUCGUUGCUGUACUUGUAAUGCCUUUUCACAUUUCCACCAACAUUACAGGAACCUGGAUAUUUGGGCAGGUGGUCUGUCAAAUAUGGCUCACGAGCGACGUCUUCCUUUGUACUGCAUCUAUUUUAAAUCUGUGCGUAAUCGCGCUUGACAGAUACUGGGCAAUUCACGAUCCCAUCAAAUAUGCACAAAAAAGAACAAUUAAACGAGUUCUUAUAAUGAUUGGAAUCUCUUGGACUCUCAGCGGACUCAUAUCUAUACCCCCUAUUUUCGGAUGGGGUGGAGACGAUUCGGAAAAUGUGUAUGAUCACAAUAACAGGUCUUGCACUCUAUCGUCUGACAAAGGGUAUGUGCUUUAUUCCGCAUGCGGUUCAUUUUAUAUUCCUCUGGCUGUAAUGACGUUUGUUUACGUACACAUUUAUAUAGCCACGCAACGCAGACUUCGUCAGCGGACGAAGGCAGUGAACAAAACUAAAUUGGCCAUGAUGAACAGCUCGAAGUUAAAGCCGAAUUCUAUGGGCGGGCUAACGAAAAAAGAAAGACACGAAAGCGACAGUACACACGAAGAAGCAAAUGGUUCAAACAACAUUGAUUGCAAAAACGAUUUGGAAAGUAGUUCAUCGUUAGAAGAAAAAUCCAAACCGUCGUCAGAAGCAACAACUCCGGCGUUACAAGUAAAAAAUGGUCGAACGCGAAAUGGGUCGUGUUUAUCAAAACGCAACAGUGUCAAAAGAAACCGGCAACUAGAUAUCGCACGCCAAACACGCAACGGGUCGAAUAUCACUAAUAUCUUUGAAGAGAGGCAGAAGAUUUCUUUGUCUAAGGAACGCAAGGCUGCUCGAACACUGGCAAUAAUUAUGGUCACCUUCGUCAUUUGCUGGAUACCGUUCUUUCUGAUGUAUCUUAUCCUACCGUUUUGCGAUUCUUGUACCCAUCCCGGCAUCAAAAUUGAGGUCCUUUUCGUGUGGCUAGGCUAUUUGAACUCCGCUUUAAACCCCAUUAUUUACACGGUGUUCAACAUGGAAUUCAGGAAAGCAUUCACAGGAAUUAUUCAGCGAUGUCGUGGAAAGCGAUUACGAGUGAAAUCUUUGCAGCCAUGGGUGAUCACUAUACCUGACGAUGCUUUAGCUGCCGCCCAUGGCGACUGA